UAACCGUUGCCCUUUUCUUCUCCAGCCAGGGGGUCCCUAGAAGUUAAGCUGGGCACGCUCAGAACGUUUACCGGCAGUUUUCGAUGUCUCUUACCGGCCAUUCGCGGCAGAAUAAAGCCUCUGGCGACACCAGACUCGGGAUGAAAAUAGGUAUACCUAGAAGCAAAUUUUAAAAGCAGUUUCUCUUCAAAUCAUCUUUUUUCAUACCACCUGAUAAGCAUCUCGAUUCAUCAUGGCUGUAGCAGCAGUAAAAUGGGCACUAUCAAACAGAUCUCUCUUGAAAGAUUUAUUUCCAAUUAAAAUUUUUGCAGAUGGAGCUUUAUGUUGUGUUUCUCAUAAAUCUACAUAUUCUUCUCUUCCAGAUGACUAUAAUUGCAAAGUAGAGCUUGCUUUGACAUCUGAUGGCAGGACAAUAGUAUGCUACCAUCCUUCUGUUGAUAUUCCAUAUGAACACACAAAACCUAUCCCUCGACCAGAUCCUGUACAUAAUCAUGAAGAAACACAGGAUCAAGUGCUGAAAACCAGAUUAGAAGAAAAAGAUGAACACUUUGAGCAAGGACCCAUGAUAGAGCAACUUAGCAAAAUGUUCUUUACUACUAAGCACCAAUGGUAUCCUCGUGGACAGUAUCAUAGACGUCGUAAGAAACUGAAUCCUCCAAAAGACAGAUGAUAUUGAAGUUUUCAGUAAUCAAAGAGAAACGUUAUCCUGUGUCUCAUUUGCCAUUUGAGAAAAUGCAAUCAGCUAUAUUCACUAAUAUAUUAUCUAGUAAAAUAAUAAUAAAAUGCCUUUUCAUCUAU
Messenger RNA from Pteropus alecto (black flying fox), 798 nucleotides. RefSeq names its product mitochondrial ribosomal protein L42 (gene MRPL42). The record is from RefSeq and is a predicted model, not a curated record. The transcript is spliced from 6 exons. Lineage: Eukaryota; Metazoa; Chordata; Mammalia; Chiroptera; Pteropodidae. Gene Ontology annotation, cellular component: mitochondrial large ribosomal subunit. The coding region runs from base 233 to 670 and encodes 145 amino acids.